This is a messenger RNA of Neohortaea acidophila, 2001 nucleotides long. RefSeq lists its product as uncharacterized. The record is from RefSeq and is a predicted model, not a curated record. Lineage: Eukaryota; Fungi; Ascomycota; Dothideomycetes; Mycosphaerellales; Teratosphaeriaceae. The transcript is spliced from 3 exons. Gene Ontology annotation, cellular component: nucleolus. Bases 270 to 1877 code for a protein of 535 amino acids. Gene Ontology annotation, biological process: negative regulation of transcription by RNA polymerase II; rRNA processing. Gene Ontology annotation, molecular function: DNA binding.
AGGCAGCAGGCACAAAUCAGAGGGCGUGCCUUGGCUGCCUAGCGCGUCCGCCAAAGCCUAAAACUUGGGCGGGGAGCAAGCCUUUUCCUCCCGCACGCUGGCCUGGCUGGACGAUGCGCGUUCAAACUGAAACCCGACUGGACCUGACGUCGCCCUCAGGGUCACUCGUCGCGUAAUCCCGUGGGCAGUCUUGCAGAGACAUCGACGCACCUGAGCACGGCGCUUGCCUUUUUGCUCCCCCCUUCCUGCUCCUUCGCUCACCCCUCGCCAUGGUCUCCUUUUCUUGCGAGGCGUGUGGCGAUGUGAUUACCAAAAAGGGCCUGGACAAGCAUCGCAACCACUGUCGAUGGGCCGCUUUUACCUGCCUGGAUUGCAUGGUCCACUUUGAAGGCACCAGCUACCGUUCACACACCAGUUGCAUCAGCGAGGCCGAAAAGUACCAGGGGCAUAUGUACCAGGACAAAAAGAGCAAGGCAGACAAACGCAAGUCGUUGACGGAAAAAGAUACCUCGGGGGCUAUGGCAGUCGUCCCCAAACGCGCCUACGUGGAAGAUGCCCCGGAGGGUGAUGACUCCCAGGCCAUGAUGGUCAUUGACGUUCCCCCCAGAGCCCCCACGCCCCCGCCUGCCCCAGACAAUACUGCAGAAAUGGCGGACAAUGUCAAUGUCUUCGACUUUCUCGUGUCCGAUGCCUCCCCAAGCGCCUCCAAGAGGAGGGAGGAGCGCUCCCACGAACAGCGCAUGGUCGAACACCCUGUCCAUUACGGCAAUGGAGACUACUCCCGUCUCUCGCACCAUUCGCAUCCCAACGGCUCGCAGUACAUGGACCAUGGCUUCUCCUACGGCAACACCCCCGUCGCCUCCUCCUUCUCCCGCUACGACUCCUGGCAUGAUCUCGCAGACUCCAAGCAUGCCCAUGAUCUCCCCGCCAAUGCCUACGUCACCCCUGCGCCAAAGGAACAUCGCAAGGACGGGAAGGAGAGGAGGAAGCGUGUGUCAAUCGUGGAGAGCUCGGAGAAGAAGCGCAAGAGGCUGGAGGUGGAAGACCUGGAUCUCUCCUCCACCAAGCGCCCCUCUCCCCACGACCUGACCAUGACCGAUGCUCCCAGCGACCCCGUCAUUUUGCAUUCCGGCCUCACCGGCGGUCUGAAUAAGCUCGUCACCGACACCGACUUCUUCGAGGACCGUAUCGACGCCGGCCCCACCCCCGUGCUCAGUCCCGCCAAGCGCACCAGACGAUCUUCUGAUGGUGGCAAAGCAGAACAUCGCAAAUCCACCUCCGCGCCAUACAACACCAUCACUGUCAAACCCUCUGACGUAACCACCUCGUCUCACCACCGCCACGACCGCAAGAAACACCACGACGACAACCGCGCCUCCACCACAGCCGACACUCACAUCCGACCCCGGCAUCCACGGAGUCCAGAGCGCAGCGACAGCUACGAAAGCCACAGACAUCGUCGCACUGCGACACGAAGUCCCGAGCGCAGCAAACACUACGACAGCCGCUCCGACCGCCAACGUGCCGACCAUCAUCGCGCGCACCACCGCAACUCCGUCUCCUCCGACGACCAACCCCGCCGCAAAUCUCAGCGCGUGCUGGAGUAUGCCCCCGACCGUCGCUCCGAACGGCCUGCGUCCGUCCAGCCUCAUGCGACAAAUCAAAUUGUCAGCUACAAAAGCCGCGCCGAGGUGUUCCUGUCCUUUAUCGAGAAGGGUCCGGAGAGCGAGCGCGGCGACUCGCUGAAUAAGGUGCUCAAGCGUUACCAUCGCGAGCGCCAUGUGCGCGGCGAUGAGAAGGAAGAAGACAACAAGGAACUGUGGAAGAUCUUGCGUCUGAGGAGGAACGAGCGGGGCGAGAUUGUCCUGUUCAUGUAAUCACCCUCUUGCCACCUAGCUCAUUCGCCUUGUGGCUGCGCGAUGGUUCAGGGGGAUGUUCGUCCUCCUUUUGCUUUGGAUUCAGUGGUUUGGACCAAGCUUUUCACGGCGAAAUGAGACACGC